CGAGCCUUGAGAGAGCUAGUAGGAUUCGUGUGGUUGGUGAGCGCAGCUUCUGCAGACACACUCUUUGCGAGCACCACCCCGAGCGGCACCGGCGCGUUCAGUUUUCGGAAUCCGAAAGAACCGAGCUCCUCGUCACUGAGCUCGUUGGCCGUUUUCAGGUCUGAAGUUCGUUGCGGAGCCGAGAGGACAGGACACCGGCAUGGCGAAAAGCACGGCCAUUGGCAUCGACCUGGGCACCACCUACUCCUGCGUGGGGGUGUUCCAGCACGGCAAAGUAGAGAUCAUCGCCAACGACCAGGGCAACCGCACCACCCCCAGCUACGUGGCCUUCACGGACACCGAGCGGCUCAUCGGCGACGCGGCCAAGAACCAGGUGGCGCUGAACCCACAGAACACCGUGUUCGACGCGAAGCGGCUGAUCGGCCGCAAGUUUGGCGACCCUGUGGUGCAGUCGGACAUGAAGCACUGGCCUUUCCGGGUGAUCAACGACGGUGACAAGCCCAAGGUGCAGGUGAGCUACAAGGGGGAGACCAAGGCGUUCUACCCCGAGGAGAUCUCGUCGAUGGUGCUGACCAAGAUGAAGGAGAUCGCCGAGGCGUACCUGGGCCACCCGGUAAGCAACGCGGUGAUCACUGUGCCGGCCUACUUCAACGACUCGCAGCGCCAGGCCACCAAGGAUGCCGGGGUGAUCGCGGGGCUGAACGUGCUGAGGAUCAUCAACGAGCCCACGGCUGCCGCCAUCGCCUACGGCCUGGACCGGACGGGCAAGGGGGAGCGCAACGUGCUCAUCUUUGACCUGGGCGGGGGCACGUUCGACGUGUCCAUCCUGACGAUCGACGACGGCAUCUUCGAGGUGAAGGCCACGGCCGGAGACACCCACCUGGGUGGGGAGGACUUCGACAACAGGCUGGUGAACCACUUCGUGGAGGAGUUCAAGAGGAAGCACAAGAAGGACAUCAGCCAGAACAAGCGGGCCGUGAGGCGACUGCGCACCGCCUGCGAGAGGGCCAAGAGGACCCUGUCGUCCAGCACCCAGGCCAGCCUGGAGAUCGAUUCCCUGUUCGAGGGCAUCGACUUCUACACGUCCAUCACCAGGGCGCGGUUCGAAGAGCUGUGCUCGGACCUGUUCCGGAGCACCCUGGAGCCCGUGGAGAAGGCUCUGCGCGACGCCAAGCUGGACAAGGCUCAGGUCCACGACCUGGUCCUGGUGGGGGGCUCCACCCGCAUCCCCAAGGUGCAGAAGCUGCUGCAGGACUUCUUCAACGGGCGCGACCUCAACAAGAGCAUCAACCCCGACGAGGCGGUGGCCUAUGGGGCGGCGGUGCAGGCAGCCAUCCUGAUGGGAGACAAGUCUGAGAACGUGCAGGACCUGCUGCUGCUGGACGUGGCUCCCCUG
Lipotes vexillifer (Yangtze River dolphin) is the source of this 1396-nucleotide messenger RNA. The record is from RefSeq and is a predicted model, not a curated record. Lineage: Eukaryota; Metazoa; Chordata; Mammalia; Artiodactyla; Lipotidae.